AGGGCAGGGGGAGGGAUGCACACAGACAUAAAUGAGCAGCUGGAGCCUGCAGGAGGCCAGGAACUCAGCCUGACCCAGCCACCUGUGGAGCAGCACCUAGCAUGUUCUGAACCAUGGCUGUGUGGAUCCAGGCCCAGCAGCUCCAGGGGGAGGCCCUGCGGCAGAUGCAGGCAUUGUACGGCCAGCACUUCCCUAUUGAGGUGCGGCAUUACCUGUCACAGUGGAUUGAGAGCCAAGCAUGGUAGGGACUCCAUUGACAUUGAUAACCCCCAGGACAGCAUCAAAGCCACCCAGUUGCUAGAUGGGCUUGUCCAGGAACUGCAGAAGAAGGCAGAGCACCAAGUGGGCGAGGAUGGCUUCUUGCUGAAGAUUAAGCUGGGGAACUAUGCCACACAGCUGCAGAACACGUACGACCGAUGCCCCAUGGACCUGGUGCGCUGCAUCCGGCACAUCCUGUACCAUGAGCAGAGGCUGGUGCGAGAGGCCACUAACCAGAGCCCAUCCCCAGCCGGCAGCCUGGUGGACACAAUGUCCCAGAAGCACCUGCAGAUAAACCAGAUCUUUGAGGAGCUGAGACUCUUCACCCAGGACACAGAGAAUGAGCUGAAGAAGCUGCAGCAGACACAGGAGUAUUUCAUCAUCCAGUACCAGGAGAACAUGCGCCUUCAAGCCCAGUUCUCCCAGCUCUCACAGCUGGGUCCCCAGGAGCGCAUGUCCCGGGAGACGACACUGCAGCAGAAGAAGGCAUCGCUGGAGGCCUGGCUGCACCGGGAGGCCCAGACACUACAGCAGUAUCGUGUGGAGCUGGCUGAGAAGCACCAGAAAACCCUGCAGCUGCUGCGGAAACAGCAGACGACCAUCCUGGACGAUGAGCUGAUCCAGUGGAAGCGGCGGCAGCAGCUGGCGGGGAAUGGUGGCCCCCCAGAGGGCACCCUGGACAUGCUGCAGUCCUGGUGUGAGAAGCUGGCUGAGAUCAUCUGGCAGAACCGGCAGCAGAUCCGUCGGGCCGAGCACGUGUGCCAGCACCUGCCGAUCCCGGGCCCUGUGGAGGAGAUGCUGGGUGACCUCAACAGCACUAUCACUGACAUCAUCUCUGCCCUGGUGACCAGCACCUUCAUCAUCGAGAAGCAGCCCCCCCAGGUGCUGAAGACACAGACCAAGUUUGCGGCCACGGUGCGGCUUCUGGUUGGGGGGAAGCUGAACGUGCACAUGAACCCGCCCCAGGUUAAGGCCACCAUCAUCAGUGAGCAGCAAGCCAAAGCCCUGCUGAAGAAUGAGAGCACCCGCAAUGAGAGUAGCGGGGAGAUCCUGAACAACUGUUGUGUGAUGGAGUACCACCAGGCCACGGGCACACUGAGUGCACACUUCAGGAACAUGUCCCUGAAGCGCAUUAAGCGCUCAGACCGGCGUGGCGCUGAGUCGGUGACCGAGGAGAAGUUCACCAUCCUCUUCGAGUCUCAGUUCAGUGUUGGUGGCAAUGAACUGGUGUUCCAGGUCAAGACGCUGUCUCUGCCUGUGGUGGUGAUCGUGCAUGGGAGCCAGGACAACAACGCCACAGCCACUGUGCUCUGGGAUAACGCCUUCGCGGAGCCUGGCCGGGUGCCGUUCGCUGUGCCCGACAAGGUGCUGUGGCCCCAGUUGUGUGAGGCACUUAACAUGAAGUUCAAGGCUGAAGUUCAGAGCAACCGGGGGCUGACGAAGGAGAACCUAGUGUUCCUGGCCCAGAAGCUCUUCAACAGCACCAGCAACCACCUGGAGGACUACAAUAGCAUGACUGUGUCCUGGUCCCAGUUCAACAGGGAAAACCUGCCUGGACGGAAUUACACCUUCUGGCAGUGGUUUGAUGGGGUUAUGGAGGUGCUGAAGAAGCAUUUGAAGCCCCAUUGGAACGAUGGGGCCAUUCUGGGCUUUGUCAAUAAGCAGCAAGCGCACGACCUGCUCAUCAACAAGCCGGAUGGGACCUUCCUGCUGCGAUUCAGUGACUCGGAGAUCGGCGGCAUCACCAUUGCUUGGAAGUUUGACUCCCCUGAAAGGAUGUUUUGGAACCUGAUGCCCUUCACAACCAGAGACUUCUCCAUCCGCUCACUGGCUGACCGCCUGGGUGACCUCAGUUACCUCAUCUACGUGUUCCCUGACCGGCCCAAGGACGAGGUCUUCUCCAAGUACUACACGCCGGUUCCCUGUGAGUCCACGCCAGCUAAAGCUGUGGAUGGAUACGUGAAGCCACAGAUCAAACAAGUGGUGCCAGAGUUUGCCACCGCAUCUGGGGACUCAACCCCUGGGUCAGCCACUUACAUGGAUCAAGCACCAUCUCCUGCCGUGGGAUCCCAGACCCAUUACAACAUGUACACACAGAACCCCGAGGCUGUGCUGGACCCUGAAGGGGACUUUGACCUGGACGACACGAUGGACGUAGCAAGGCACGUGGAGGAGCUUCUACGGCGGCCAAUGGACCAUCAGUGGAUCCCUCAUGCCCAGUCGUGACCUGGGGACACCUCCCCCCACACCCUGUGACAGCCCCACCUGGCAGCCAGGGCCUUGGGGAUGACACGGGGAUGGAGCCCUCCUGAGAGCAGCCUUGUGUUCAUGUCUGUGUGCCAGAGCCAGUGGUAUGUGAGGGGUGGGGUGUCCUUUCCCAAGGGUUUGCUCUGAACCGUCUGCAGUGCCCCAGGGCUGCACGAGGCUCUCUGGUGUUUUAUCCCCCUUGUACAAAAGGCAGUGGAUUUGUCGCAUGGUUUUCCUGUAUGUUCCUUUGAGGCCCAGCUUUGGCUUUCUGCUUCUGCAAGCUCCUGCUCUCGUGGCUGUUCCCUAGUGCACCACGCGUGUCCUGGCAUCCCACUGGCUCCCUCUGGAGUCUGGAUCAUUGCCUGUGCCCCAACAAGCCCCUUCAGAUUUGGCAAGAGGGCUGAGGAGGGUGGAGCUCCUUAUCCCGUUUUCUGUCACUGUUAGGUAGAUCCAGAUUCACCCUGGAUCCCUAGCUGCUCUGUUCUGUGGGGGUGGGGGGGUGUGCAGGGGGUGUGGUGAGCAUCAGGGUCCUGGAUGGGGAUGGGGAGCGUGGCAGUGGGUGAGUGCCUCAGAAGGCUACAGGUGACCUUUCUUGGGCAUCUCACCCUGCCAAGGCAAGUCUGUGUCUAGAAGCUGCUCCCAUGUUGGGGAUGAUCAGGGUGGCAGUGCCCUGCCAGGGGCUUUCUUGCCUGGGGGUCCUUGUCAAGUCUGUCUUUGGCAUGAAAAGUUCACAAGGGAUUUGUGCGCCUCUGUGUUCCUGCCCCUGUGGCACCCUUCCAUCAACGUGUUGGGUGAACCAUACUGCCCUGCCUCCUCUCAGGUUUGCUCGUUUAACCAGGAGUGAGAGGAUUGGAAGGUUGUGUCGAAGAGGGGAUCCCAGGCCUGAGGCCCAGGGUCAGGGAGGGAGGCUUGUCUUGGGGUGGGGAUAGGAUUUGGGAAUGAAGCACCCUGCCCUUGAGAAACGUCUGCCCCUCCCGGACCCUUGGGAGACCACCUUUCCUUUCAACGUUAUUUUUAUACCGACAAGUAAAUAAAGCACGGACUAUUUUUUUAACACAAA
This is a messenger RNA of Alligator sinensis (Chinese alligator), 3565 nucleotides long. Its product is annotated as signal transducer and activator of transcription 5B. Lineage: Eukaryota; Metazoa; Chordata; Crocodylia; Alligatoridae. Gene Ontology annotation, biological process: response to peptide hormone; cytokine-mediated signaling pathway; defense response. The transcript has 20 exons. Bases 16 to 2484 code for a protein of 822 amino acids. Gene Ontology annotation, molecular function: RNA polymerase II cis-regulatory region sequence-specific DNA binding; DNA-binding transcription factor activity, RNA polymerase II-specific. The record is from RefSeq and is a predicted model, not a curated record.